ACUUCGUGUUUUUCCAAUAAAGGAAAAGGCAAGCUAACAUUCUAACUGGUGCACUAGCCAAGUUUAUCGACUUACAAUCUUCGACAAACUAACGGACUCGACAAUAGCCUUAUUAUUAAUCAACAUUUGGUGCCGUGUCCAGAUUUCUUCACUUUUACCAUCGAAGAAGAAGACGAAGAAGCAUUUAGAAAAAAAGAAAAUUACGUCAAUCGUCGAAUGUAUCACCAAAGCAGUAUGACUCACCGGAUCGAUCAAUCAAACACGUCUUGUUUUGAUUGUAUAUACAGGUAUCAUUAUACAAUUACCGCAUGUUCGCAUACAAUUUGUAUUAGCUGCUUACAUGCAGCAAUUGAGGAGAAGAUCCAGCUGCAAUUAGAAACAUUCAUUUGUCCUAGAUGUUCCAAUAAAGAAGAUUCAACACAGUUAAAUCCACAACAAUCAGUUGUUGAACCAUCAUCGAAAGCUCGUCAACGUAAUAAAAAUAAAACGGAAUCAGCUCAAAUUCUUCAUGCUCAAUUACAUUCUGUUCAACAUAAACAUGAACCAACACAAGUAAAUCAACUUCAACAACAAGAAUAUAUUCAAACACUUGAAUUACAAUUAAAACGUCUUACAGAAGAAAAUAUUCAUUUAAUUAAUACUGGAGCUUCAACAAAUGUUAAAAUCCAAGUAUUAGGUGAACAAAUUAAAAAAUUAUCAAUUGAUAAUGCUAAUUUGGAAAAACAAGCACAUCGUAAUGAAUUAUUAGCUAAAGAAGCCCAAAAAGAAAAAGAAGCUUUAAUUCGAUAUAAUGAACAAUUAGCACAGUCUCUUCCAAAUGUGGAAAAAGACUUAAAACGUAUCGAAGAAAUACUUCAUGAACAAUUAAAUGAAAGUCAAACAUCAUAUUUACAUGAAAUCGAUCAAUAUAAACGUCGCAUUGCACAACUUGAAACUGAUAAUGAACAAUUUGAAAAAGAAAUCUAUCAAUUAAAACAAACAAUUGAUUUAAAUCAACAAAAAGAACAUGAAUAUAAUGAUUUACAACAACAAUUAACUAAAGAAAUUGAAGAAUAUAAAAAACAAAUUGAUCAUUUACAAAUUCAAUAUCAAUCUCAAAAGAAUAAAUUUAGGCAAGAAAUUGAACGACUUGAACAAGAAAAAAUAUCCGAACAACAUCAAUAUGAAGAAUCUCUAUAUAGUAAACUUGCAGAAAAACAUAUUCAAAUCGAUGCAUUGCGCACAGAACUUGAUGAAACUAAAGAAAGAAAUGAUUCUACAUUUUCACAAUUAGAUGGACGUCUUCAAUCAAAACGUGAUGGAAGUCAAUUACUUAAUAACAUUCAAUAUUUUGGUCAAUGUCUUUCAUCGUCUCGACAUAUAUUUGAAUCGACCAUCGAAUCAAGCAAACAAACUUUAUCAACAACAGUGACAAAAAAUAAACAUGAUAAUAAUCAACGUCAUAUACAAACAAAUAACGCUAUCCUUAUUCUUAUGAUCUUAAUGAUUCAACACACAAAAAGUCAACUACAAUCUACGGCGAAUCUUGUUAUAGGAUCAACCGUGGUUCAUCACAAACAUAUAUUAUGGAAUUUGAACUACACAAUUCUUACCACGCGAGUCGACUUCUAA
This is a messenger RNA of Rotaria sp. Silwood1, 1611 nucleotides long. The record is from the annotation of a GenBank genome assembly. Lineage: Eukaryota; Metazoa; Rotifera; Eurotatoria; Philodinida; Philodinidae.